Messenger RNA from Sycon ciliatum, 1353 nucleotides. RefSeq names its product charged multivesicular body protein 1b-like. Gene Ontology annotation, biological process: endosome transport via multivesicular body sorting pathway; protein transport; late endosome to vacuole transport. The record is from RefSeq and is a predicted model, not a curated record. The transcript is spliced from 9 exons. Bases 269 to 871 code for a protein of 200 amino acids. Gene Ontology annotation, cellular component: ESCRT III complex; multivesicular body. NCBI's taxonomy places the organism in Eukaryota, Metazoa, Porifera, Calcarea, Leucosolenida, Sycettidae.
CCGAUCUUGCUCGACUUGAAGAUAAAGAUACAUUUUUCUCUCCAUGGGAAGAAGCAGAGGAGAUCUACCUUCCACAAGACCAGUUUGGCUUCAUUUGUUGUUUGCGUGAGCAAGGUGAAAGCUUGUUGAGUGUUCAGAGCACAGAUCAACUUAGUGUUUUCGUAGAGUAACGAUCUGUGGCUGAUCCAGGUGUGGACGUUUUGAGUAUUGUUUCCUACCUUGCAUAUUUCUAUUUGGUGCGGUGACCAGUGGACGUUGUUCAGCAACCAUGCCUAAUCAAAUGGAGAACCAGCUAUUCAAUCUGAAGUUUGCUGCCAAGCAGCUGACGCGCAAUUCCAAGAAAUGUGAAAAAGAGGAGAAGGCGGAAAAAGUCAAGCUAAAGAAGGCGAUCCAGAAAGGCAACAUCGAUGGAGCUCGGAUUCACGCGGAGAACUCAAUUCGACAGAAGAACCAGUCUCUGAACUUCUUGCGGAUGUCGGCUCGAGUGGAUGCCAUUGCGUCACGUGUGCAGUCAGCAGUCAUGAUGCAGCAGGUAACCGGCUCGAUGGCUGGUGUUGUCAAGUCAAUGGACUCUGCGCUGAAGUCAAUGAACUUGGAAAAGGUGGUCGGUCUCAUGGAUAAGUUUGAACAGCAGUUUGAGAACAUGGACGUUCAGGCAUCAGCAAUGGAGGAGGCUAUGAGCUCCACAACCACACUAACGAUCCCAGAGGGCCAAGUGGAGGGACUCAUGCAGGAAGUAGCCGAUGAGCACUCUCUUGAUCUGAAAGUUGAACUUCCGUCGCAAGGCACUGGGCAGCUGGGUCAAGCAUCGGCAUCUGCAGAGCAGGAUGAACUGUCGCAACGACUUGCUCGCCUCAGGCAAGCUGAUUGAAGAAACAUUCUGGCACCUAUUCUUUCCUUUCGUUCACAGUUAUGUAGUGUAGUGUUUUGAAUUGCGGUGCAACUCAGAGUCUCUUUGCUGUAUUAUACAUCCGUUGUUUGAAGUCAUAAUAGCACGCUCCCAUAGCAUUAUUUUUACUACGUAGUAAGUAGCAACACCUUUCAUACAAUGACCCCUCCAUGUUGUACAUAUUUUCUUCAUGACAAUAAAAUUUAAUAUUGUGUUUUAUGGCUUUGAGGUAUAGCAUAGCAUGAUCUCCCAUGCUAUCUGGGCAUGCUGCGCCUUUAGUUGUUUUCUGCUGCUGUGCAACGGAACGCGUCUCCUAACUAUUUUCGUCCACGCUGCAUUUUGUUAGGGCUGUAUGAUGACUCUUUAUCCUUCUCUUCCUGCAUACCAUGUGUUUUAUUAUGUGCUUUACAUGCUCUUGCCCAGCAAGUGAAACUUUCUCGAAGACCUGCACCGGCACAAUUCUA